AUGGUAAAGAUUGUUGAUCCACAAAAGAGAAUGGUAACUUUCUUGAAAAGAAGAGAAGGUAUCAAGAGUAAAGCGACUGAACUGUGCAGGUUAUUUGCAGAUAUAAUUGUCUGCAUAAUCGUAUUCUCUCCUGGUGGAAAGGCUUUUACCUUUACUAAUUCUCCAGUGGGUGUCUGUAAUAUGGUUCAACGGUUCCUGGAAGAACAGAGGAAAGGUAAGAAACAAGAAAGAGAGAAUGUUCAUAGAAGUAAGAAUUCUACACAGUGCAGAGACAAGGCUGGUGUUGGGAAUGGGAGUACUGAUAGCUUUUGGUGGCAUAAUAUAGACAGUGAAGAACUCGGUUCAUGUGGAGAAGUUAAAGCCUUUGAUGAAGACUGUAUCAUUGAAGACAGAAAUGUGGAAGAUGCUGCAACAAGUAUUACUGAAAAGCAUGAAGCUGGGGAGACAUGUUGCAAAGAUCAGCAUAAUCUUGAUCUAAGUCUUAAUCUUGGGUGGUAG
Molecule: messenger RNA, 498 nt
Organism: Papaver somniferum (opium poppy)
Lineage: Eukaryota; Viridiplantae; Streptophyta; Magnoliopsida; Ranunculales; Papaveraceae
Product: agamous-like MADS-box protein AGL97
Exons: 2
Coding region: 1-498 (165 amino acids)
Biological process (GO): positive regulation of transcription by RNA polymerase II
Molecular function (GO): RNA polymerase II cis-regulatory region sequence-specific DNA binding; DNA-binding transcription factor activity, RNA polymerase II-specific; protein dimerization activity
Source: RefSeq, a predicted model, not a curated record